GCAGAGACACACUUCUCUAUGAGUGCAUUGACAGCUUCUGACAACAUGACACAUGCACCUACAGCCAACAGCACAGAGGCCCAUGUGUCUACUUCAUUGUGCUGGUCCACAGAGCCAGGGACAGACAGUCUGACCUGCCCUGUGUGCUUCAGGGAGGUGAACACCACAGACCUGACAGUCUUCAACAGACAUGUUGACCAGUGUCUCAGUGGGGUUCCUAUGGAGCACAACAUUCACACAGACACAGAACUAGAGAGAGGCUCCAGUGUCUGUGAGGAGGAGGUGGCGAAAGAGAGGGAAGAGGAGAAAGAGAUAGCUGAAGGGGAAAGGAGGAGGGAGGAGGGGUUGAUGGAGAAAGGUAGGGACCCACUCAGUAGGUGCAUGUUGGACUCAUUGGGCCUUCGAUUGGACUCUAGUGCAGGUGAUCAUAAAGGACUACUUCUGUAUGAGACUAGUACAACUAAUAUUUCACUAAACGCUGUGGGCCUGAACCCUGUCUGCCUUAACACUUGUCCAAAUGGAGGUGUGUCUAUACCUAGAGUUACAGACCCUAACAUCCUGAAGGGUUCAUCUCAAAGUGACCCUCGUGUUCGUCCGUUGUCCCCAGGUGGCCCUCGGCCAAUGACUACGCCCAAGGUUGAGUCACAUGACCCCAGAGAACCCGCCCUCACCUGCCCAGUGUGUCAGGUGACACAGGACACCGAUAACCUCACCCUCUUUAACCUCUGUCUAAACCAGGAGGUCUUGCAUGAGCUUGAAGGACUGGCGUCUGUGGACCGCACCACCCACAAUGCAACACCUGCUGCCCACAAAGAGCGAGAGCAGCCCCUGCGGAGAGCGCCACAGAAAGGCAAGAGCAAAAGGAGAGGCUCGUCUCCCCCGCCCCCAUCUAAGAAGGCCAAAGCCCUGGGCCCAGUUCGGAACACCAUCGACAAGUUCUUUAGGUGACGCACCUUAGGUGACAACACACACGAAGACCAAGAGGAUGGCAUCUUAUUCUCAGACGGUGAUGAAGACUGACUGUUACCUGGAUCUCAGGUGAAUGGAGUGCUGGUGACCUCAAUAGAAAACAUACCGACCUACCUAGUACUUCUUAGAUUGCUGGGCAUUUGGAUUGCUUACUCAAGAAUUGAAGAUGCACUUUCUUAUUUCUAUAAUGUUAGUUUUUAUUUAUUUUGUUCAUUCUCUAAUGUCAUAAUGGUCAUAAAUUGCUUGAUUUAUUUAUUGUACUGCUCUACUUGAUCAUGUACUAGCUGCUGCUAAAUGAGGGGACUCUGUGUUUUUGCAUCUUGUGUUUCGCACCAUUUUAGAUGUAAAGAAGAAGGUGCACGAUGGAUGUGAAGAAUAGGGGUUAAAAUAACUAAACAGUAUAAGAUUACAUUUUUUAAAUACACUGAACAAAAAUAUAAAUACAGCAUAUAAAGUGUUGGUCUGCACAAAAAGUU
Messenger RNA from Salvelinus sp. IW2-2015, 1445 nucleotides. The record is from RefSeq and is a predicted model, not a curated record. Lineage: Eukaryota; Metazoa; Chordata; Actinopteri; Salmoniformes; Salmonidae.